This is a messenger RNA of Aplosporella prunicola CBS 121167, 388 nucleotides long. RefSeq lists its product as uncharacterized. The coding region runs from base 121 to 321 and encodes 66 amino acids. The transcript has a single exon. Lineage: Eukaryota; Fungi; Ascomycota; Dothideomycetes; Botryosphaeriales; Aplosporellaceae. The record is from RefSeq and is a predicted model, not a curated record.
CCUUUGCUGAUACCCCCCGGCUGCUUCCGGGAUCUGCUGAUACCCAUGGGCAUAUAGUUCGUCUUUCUUUGCGCAAAAGGUCGCCACAGAUAAAAACGGCGACUUUCUUCUUCUUCUUAGAUGGCUGCGGAAUGGAGAUGGUCCUUUGCUAGGUGUGGCGGGAUGCUUAAUUGCCUUUUUUCUUCUUUUUUUGCUUUUUUGCUUUGCUUGCUUGCUUUAAGAGAUCUUCGACGACCAACAAGGACCACUGCAGGACGAGUCAAACUUUUUUUUUCUUUGUGUUUUGCUUUGCUGCUGAUGGAAAAACGCUCCAAGUUAUGAAGACAAAACCUCUCUAAUGACCACACAUAAAGUUACGCCUGAUGGCGGCAUGCUUUAAGACGACGGG